AUGACAGGUUUCUGUCCCGUUCGCCAGUUGCCCCGCUACGCUUCGCAUGGGAAUCCCCUUGAUGCAUUCCAAAUAGGAGAUAAAGUGCGAACAUUCAUCCUGGAUGUUCACCCUGCUGGCCGCUUGAUACUAAGCAUGAUUCCUAAGGGUCUGAAUCGUGAUCUCUUUGGUGACAUUAAACUGGGCAUUAUUAUGGAUGAUGACCUGCCUCUUCACUACAAGAAGCUUCAAAAUCUAGAUGGGAAAUCUUUCGAGGACUGCCUUGAUGCCACUCCUCAAUUUCGGAGCCCUGAUGGCCUUCGUGUACUUUGCUCUCGGUUUGGUAUACCAAAAGCUUCAAACUGUUCCCUUCUCCUUACCAUAUCCAAAAUCAAACUUCCCAAGUCCGAAUUGGCCUGUGAGUUGCGUAGGACGCAGCUGUACAAUUUAUCAAUGAAGCAUGUUGCUCAGGGCGUGAAAUAUUUUAAAGCCGGACAGAAUACGGAGGCCCUACAGUGUUACAAUUUUGCAAUUGAAGUGGAGAACACUAAUCAAGAUGCUUUCGUUGCUAGAGGCGCUCUGUAA
Molecule: messenger RNA, 564 nt
Organism: Protopolystoma xenopodis
Lineage: Eukaryota; Metazoa; Platyhelminthes; Monogenea; Polystomatidea; Polystomatidae
Source: the annotation of a GenBank genome assembly